CGUCAUUGUUGCCUGAGUCGUCCACGCCGCGUAUUCCAAGGUUGUGAAUGCAUAUAACAAUGUUUGUGCAGCCACUGUUGCUUCUCACUAUAAUGAACUCUUGGGUUGCUCAGAAUGCUCAAGGCUUGAUGUGCAGUGACAUGACACUUCAAGAAGCAGAGCAGCAGCAUGGUGCUGAAAUAACUGGUCUUAAUACCAGCUGUAAUGUAGCGCAGUUAGUUAGUUCAGGCCUGUUGGCCUUGAAGCAACCACAGACCCCAAGCAGCAGGGACAGGGGUGGAAGUGGUGGCAACACAGUGGCGGCUGUAUUUCGAUUACUUGGUUUGGAGCCUUCACGUCUUCGAGCAGUCACUCUCAAUUCUCUUCUUUUUAUUGCACAGCUUAUCAGCAAUUUCUUCAUCCAACAAGGAGCACCCAAAAAUACCGGGAAGCAAGGAAAAAAACAUCAAGAUUCUCUGCUGCCAUGGAUCCUGCAGAAUCCUACAGUUCAGAAGUUUGUGCCAUCUAUAAAGGAUCAGUCCCUGGCUGAUCGUGUUAUGGAUGCUGUAAAUGGUCACAUUUCACAGUACGCCAAUCUGACAUGCUCUCAGCUGCUUAUUUGUAGACUCAUGCCAUUCAUUCGUGGCAUGCAGAGAUCUGUGAUUCCCCUUCUAUCAGAAGCAGACUUUUACUCCAUGACAGGGAUAAAUAUUUUCUUCAGCAGUCUCCCUGAGGAAAAAGAAAUGGAAGACAUCACAGAUAAAUGUGAUUUGCAGUACCCAGGAUGUGUGUAUUAAUAUUUAAUAGAUACUGGAAAGAAAACACAUUUUCUAAACUAAACUUGAUGGGGUAAUGACAAUAUUAUGAAAUGGAUAGAUUGCCACUUACCACAAUGGAGAUGCUGAGUCGCAGAUAGGCACAACAAGUGGUGAGUAGCAAUCUAUCCUUUUUUGUAAAUUGUCAUCAUUCCAUCCUGGAUUUGCAUUGUUUGAACUUGAUGGAGUGCAACAAAGCAGUCAUUAAAGUUACUGUAGUAUUAUGUUGAACUACUCAGUAAUUUACUAAGUCUUACAUAUUCCCAACAUACUGUUGGCUAGAACAGCAACCAACACAAUAAGAAAAAAAUAUGUGUUUUACUCUAUAGUCACUGAGUUUUAUUUUUAAUUUGCCUACUAGGUACACAAUACCAUCCCCAGGUCCUCGCGUGGCACAAAGUCAUUUCACUCGCUUCCCUAGUAGGUGUGUCAAAUACUGACAAAUAACACACCUUCUUGGAAAAUGAGCAUGAAGACUGUGUGGCCUGAAGAUGGUAUUGUGAACCAAAACCAGUAGUCAUUAUGCACAGUAGUAAUAAAAAUUGUGACUAUAUACUAAAACACAUAUUUUUUUCUUAUUAAGUAUUGUUAUGGUGGAAAUGGACAAUUAACGUUUUAUUUCUGAACAUGGAAUACAAUCAGGAUCGACUUUUUGUCCCAUCAUCAGCAUUGGCAAAAGUGAAACUCAUGUAAAGCAAAAAAUAAAAAUCAAUGAAGAGAAUUUGAAUAACAAACUCAUAAAUAACAACCCAUAUGGCUCAAGUUUUGAACUGCUGAUCAUAUUCAAAACUAAACAUGUUUCAAAACUUUAUUUUGUUGUAUUCAUGUUAAGAAAUGUAAGAAAUACGCCCAUUUCAAAAACCAAAUUUUCACAGCAAAUGCUACUGUGUCAUUCUACUAAAUAUUUUUUGGUGAACCUAGGAAUGCACAUAACGUCUUUGUCUUUGUAUAAAUAGAGAGUUAAGCAUGGACUAUUGUACUCUUUCCAACAUAAAAACAACCUGAUAGAUUUCUGUUAUGUAUUUGGAUUUGCUCAUACAUUUGUGUGGACAGUUGAUUGGUGGCCAUGCCCACAUUAAAUACUGUGUAAAAGUUACAGGAAAGGUGCUAUAUGCCUAUACUGUUUUCCUAGGUGUCUCUGCCCCAUUGUGUUAGAAUAUGACUAUGAUGGUCUGUGUGUGUGUGUGUGUGUGUGUGUGUGUGUGUGUGUGUGUUGGGGCUUAUGGGCGCUCAACAUCGAGGUCGGGUGGGUGCGUGAGACAGGUCUUACACUGGGGCAUCCACAGAGGUUUCACCCAUGUGACAAGAGUUUGAAAAUAGGAAUGGUAUAAGAAUGGACCUAGAUCUUUUUCUCUAAUGCCUCCUAACCCCUCCCUGUUCCCUUUCUCCCAAAGUUCAUGGCACCUGAUACAGCUGUCAUCCUAGAUCAGCUGCAGGCUGGAGCAGUAGUCGGCUGGGACAAAGUAGCUGCACAGGUGUAUGCAUGUGCAUAUUUAUUAUUUAACUGUUAGCCCUGAAGAAGACAUUGCAAGUUACAGUCUUGUUUAAGUGCCUAUUGAUCACUCAAUGCCUCAGUUACAUAGUGAGUAGUGAUGUUUCUUGCUUCCAUCAUUUAUAUUGCACCAAGGAAUUUCAGUUACCAAAUUUACAAGUUAGUGACUGUGAGAGGAACUGUUGGUUCUGAUGAAAAUAUUCUAUAUGAUUUGUUUGUUUUCUAUGAGAUCAAUUAACUAGGUAAAUUCUUUGGCUCCACUAAAAUAUAUACGUUGAAACAAUUAGUUGCACAUACAUUAUCUUCCAUACACAAUAUUUAAUAUUCAUCCUUUUUACACUGCACAACCUCAGUACUCAUAUAUAUCUGGACUUUACAAAAUAUGUGACACACAUAGUACAGUACAAUCAUUUUCCGUCAACUUACAACUUAAACUUGAAGCUGACUUGCCAAGAAGAAUAAAUACAUUACACAUCUAAGUAACUCUUUAACUUAACAAAGAGCUUGCAUAUUACCAUUCUUAU
Messenger RNA from Schistocerca gregaria, 2810 nucleotides. RefSeq lists its product as uncharacterized. The transcript is spliced from 5 exons. Bases 48 to 776 code for a protein of 242 amino acids. The record is from RefSeq and is a predicted model, not a curated record. Lineage: Eukaryota; Metazoa; Arthropoda; Insecta; Orthoptera; Acrididae.